CAACGUUUGAAAUCUUGAUUCAAUUACCCACAAAACGGCAUUAAAACUGUUACAUUUAUUUUAGAUUCUAGAUAUAGCAGGGAGGAAGCGCAUCGCUAUUUUCCCACGGAGCUUAAGCGUGUUGCUAAAACAAACGGAUUCCGCUACAAAUCCCUGUAAUUCCACAUUGGUUUAGCCGUAUGUAUUCGAUGCCCCUCACCCUCGCGCAGCACCAAAAUGCGUCGUCUGUGACCACAGGACACACACAAUUAUGAGUAAAUUAGCUUUUAAUGUUCAAUCUACGAGACACUUUGUGUCAGUUUAUCAAUGAAGUGAUGCCUUCUUGCAGAAAUGCUCAAAUGCAACCGUCAAUACUGUCGUUAGACCGCUUCCAAGUAUUAUAGACCAUUUUCUUUUAGAAAAAGGAAUCCUGGCUUGAGUGCCAUGUUGUCUCCGUCGAUGCUACUGCAGCUGCUUCUCCUGUUAAACCCGGGUUACUGGCGGGGAGUCGUUUCAAGCCCCACCGACGACAACGCAGCGCGGGGCGGCCAUGGAGACCACGGAGAGCCGGGUCACAAAGACAGUCACCAGGAUUCGUACAGUACAUUUGCCUCGGAGUUCCUGGAGUCGAGGUAUCUCACGGAUGAGGGUUAUCCCUUCCCUACUGCCCCACCUGUAGAUCCAUUUGCUAAAAUCAAAGUGAGUGACUGUGGAAUAACCAAGGGCUGCGUCAGGUACGGGAAGCCAGGCUGCGAUGCGGAGACCUGCGACUACUUCCUGAGCUACCGGCGGAUCGGCGCGGACGUGGAGUACGAGAUGAGCGCCGAUACGGACGGCUGGGUGGCCGUGGGGUUCUCGUCUGAUAAGAAGAUGGGAGGCGAUGAUGUCAUGGGCUGUGUCCAUGAUGACAACGGGCGGGUGCGGAUACACCACUUCUAUAACGUGGGCCAGUGGGCCAAGGAGAUCAAGAGGAACCCGGCGCGGGAUGAGGAGGGCAUCUUCGAGAACAACCGGGUGACUUGCCGCUUCAAGCGGCCACUCUACGUGCCCCGCGAGGAGACGCUGGUGGACCUGCACCUCAGCUGGUACUACCUGUUCGCAUGGGGCCCGGCUAUCCAAGGGUCAAUCACCCGGCAUGAUAUUGACGCGCCCCCGGUCUCCGAUCACAUGAUCAGCAUCUAUAAGUAUGAGGACAUCUUCAUGCCCUCCACAGCCUACCAGACUUUCUCCUCCCCAUUCUGCCUGCUGCUCAUCGUGGCACUCACCUUCUACCUGCUCAUGGGUACCCCGUAGCUUCCCGUGGUGACGGCGGUGGCGUGUGAGGGGCCAGCAAUAAAUGCAAAGACUGGGAGACACCUGCGCAUCAUCUGUCAGAGACCAUAUAUACACAUAUAUACCGAAUACGCAAGAGGAAGCCUGCAGAUCAUUAAGCAAAUGAUUGUAGCAUUUGCCAUAAUCCAAACAAAGCAUACAUUGGUUAGCCUUAUCUAAUGGUGAUACAGAAUAGGUGUUUCUCAGUAAUAUUAGUAUGACCGUUAGUAUUAUUUAAUUUAUGAAGUAUUUAUAUUUUAUGACUAUAAUAAUUAUAUACAGUAAGUUGUGCCAGAACUGCAUGUGCCAUUUGUACUUGAUGAGUUACUUUGGUCUCCCACUGUCAGUGAACGGGCAUAUGCCCUAGACACUGUGAAGAAGGCUGGAAUGAGUCAUGGGGACAGACUGCCCAGGAAGCUGUUGUGACAUCACUUCCUGUUGCAGGUCUGUCAGUCAACACCUUUUUCCAGAGCUACAGAAGUGUGGGUACGAUCCAUCUUGACUGGUAAUCAGCUUGUAACCCCGCAUCGUAACUGCCGUUAUGAGAAAUGUUCUUUCAGGGACAUUGGCAAUCUUCAUUAACCCAUGCCUAGGCCUGAAAACAAAACAAGAUUUUAUUCAACUUUAUUUAAUUUUGUCAUUUAAAUAUUUA
Messenger RNA from Megalops cyprinoides (Indo-Pacific tarpon), 1942 nucleotides. RefSeq names its product DOMON domain-containing protein FRRS1L. The transcript has 5 exons. NCBI's taxonomy places the organism in Eukaryota, Metazoa, Chordata, Actinopteri, Elopiformes, Megalopidae. Bases 424 to 1272 code for a protein of 282 amino acids. The record is from RefSeq and is a predicted model, not a curated record. Gene Ontology annotation, biological process: regulation of glutamate receptor signaling pathway.